This is a messenger RNA of Ilex paraguariensis (yerba mate), 723 nucleotides long. NCBI's taxonomy places the organism in Eukaryota, Viridiplantae, Streptophyta, Magnoliopsida, Aquifoliales, Aquifoliaceae. The record is from the annotation of a GenBank genome assembly.
AUGCUUUCCUUGAGGGAGUUUUGUAUUGCUCUUUACCUAAUGGAGCGAUACAGGGAAGGCCAUCCUCUUGCUCCAACGCUUCCAAGUAGUGUUUUCCUUGAUGAGACUCUGUUGUCCCUGGCAGGCCCACCCAAUGUUUCUUCUGGAACUGCAGGCUGGGGGCCCACUUCUGGUUUGAGACCACAGCAAGGGAUACCUGGUGCCUUGCCGAUCCCAUCUGCUGGUUUGAGGCCUCCAGUGCAGGCAAUGUUUUCUCAAGCUGAUGGAUCUAUGCAAUUUAAUCAGCAAAAGGCAAGAGUGCCGUCAAUGGAGAAUUCACAUGCAAAUCAACUCCAUAAUGGGGAGCAUAAUUCGCUGGAUUUGACUUUUGAAGAGACUGCAGAGUCAGAGAAAAAGGUUGAGGAGAAGGAGAAGGUGCUUCUUGAUUCCAAAGAGAAGCUUGAAUUUUACCGGACAAAAAUGCAGGACCUUGUCUUAUACAAAAGUAGAUGUGAUAAUCGACUUAAUGAGAUCACGGAAAGAGCAUUGGCAGAUAAGCGUGAGGCAGAGAUACUGGCAAAGAAAUAUGAAGAGAAAUACAAACAAGUUGCAGAGAUUGCCUCUAAAUUAACGAUUGAAGAGGCUUCAUUUCGUGAUAUGCAGGAGAAGAUAGUACAAGAAAGCUCAUUACACGCCCAAGGGCAGGGAGACAAUCUAGAGACAGCAAGGGUCACUGAAGAAUAG